This is a messenger RNA of Lolium rigidum, 1185 nucleotides long. Its product is annotated as methyl-CpG-binding domain-containing protein 1-like. Lineage: Eukaryota; Viridiplantae; Streptophyta; Magnoliopsida; Poales; Poaceae. Gene Ontology annotation, molecular function: DNA binding; zinc ion binding. The record is from RefSeq and is a predicted model, not a curated record. The coding region runs from base 78 to 635 and encodes 185 amino acids. The transcript is spliced from 3 exons.
UCCCCACACUGCCGACGACCCGCCAGCGGCACCGGGGCUCCUCGGAGAUUCCGACGCCCACCACCUCACUGUUGAGCAUGUCCUCACCGGCACCGGCACCGGUUCCGGCCUCGCCGGGGUCCUCCUCUCAGAGAAAACGAGGUUCAACAGAAUCUGUUGGCAUGUAUGCAGUCCAGUGUUGUGAGUGUUAUAAAUGGCGUACUGUUCCAACGAAAGAUGAAUUUGAGACACUUCGUGCGAACUUCACUGAUGACCCAUGGUUCUGCAGCAAAAGACCUGACUGCUCAUGUGAAGACCCUGCAGAUGUUGAGUAUGACAGCAGCCGCAUCUGGGUCAUCGACAAGCCCAACAUACCAAAGCCUCCUCCCAAGACUGAGAGACUAGCGAUUAUGAGAGGUGAUCUCACUAAAAUGGAUAUCUACUAUGUCCUGCCAAAUGGGAAGCGUGCAAGGACCUUAGGGGAUGUGCAGAAGUUUGUCGACACAAAUCCAGAGUACAAAGACAGCUUAUCAGCUGAAAGCUUCAGUUUUACAGUACCCAAGAUUGUUGACGAGACUGUUUCACAUAGCUCUGCGCGGAAGAUUAAGAAGGCUAAAAAAGAGGACAAGACAAUUGCUUCAAGCAGCAAGAACUAAUAUGACAGCAAACAGACAAUAGUUCAUGUGCCUGCUUGGAUGAUCCUAGGGCUGCUAAUCGCUAGGCUAAAUGCAGCCCAGGUGUUCAUCUGAGGAGUGCUGCCUCAUGGUCAACUGCCUGCUGUUGGUGCAUCUGGAUGGUGAACAUAAAUAAUACAUAGCCAUUUACUGGUGGAAACUCUCCUGCGGACUGCGGUCAUGCUAUAUGAAGUCCAAUGUAUAUAUGUAGCCUGUGCACGCAAGCCUGAAAUGGGUUGUUCUCUGCAUUUCCUUGAACUGUCAUGGUGUGCAGCAUUUCAUUCAGUCCCAGGUAUCUUUUUCCAUUUCAUUCGAUCUGGAAUAUCAAAAACCAAAACCUAAAAGUAAGUUAUGUAGCCUUCAUCUGCCAAGUGGUUAGUAUAAAACAACCAUAGGCUGAAUUCGAUCUCUCAAGGACUAAAUUUCAGUAACCUGUGAGGCUGUUUGUGGUACAAUCCCAAAUCCAAACCCAAGUCCAGAGAUCCCACAACGUUGCCAUGGUCAUGGAGUUCUGGCUCUUACUCUUGUUGCC